Messenger RNA from Haemorhous mexicanus (house finch), 2126 nucleotides. Its product is annotated as zinc finger protein 239-like. Gene Ontology annotation, cellular component: nucleus. The transcript has a single exon. Gene Ontology annotation, biological process: positive regulation of reciprocal meiotic recombination. The record is from RefSeq and is a predicted model, not a curated record. NCBI's taxonomy places the organism in Eukaryota, Metazoa, Chordata, Aves, Passeriformes, Fringillidae. Bases 7 to 1167 code for a protein of 386 amino acids. Gene Ontology annotation, molecular function: recombination hotspot binding; histone H3K36 methyltransferase activity; histone H3K4 methyltransferase activity.
CUGAGCAUGGAGAGCAGGGAGGACAAAUCCCCAUGUCAGAACCUGGUGGAAGAGGCCGUUUUGAGCAGCUCCACGGUGCAGGAACCCAACGGGGAGGAAAAGCCCCGGAGAUCCCGCACGAGGAGGGGCUGCAAACGCAGAUGUCGGGGAUCUGAGGGGGAAAGAGCCAGCCUGGGCCGGGAAGGCGGCCGGAGAUGGAGCCAGAGCUCGGAGCUGGUGCUGCAUGAGCAGCUCCAUGGUGGGGAGAAGCCCAAAACGUGUGGGGAGUGUGGGAAGAGCUUCAGGUGGCGCUCCCUCCUGAUCAAUCACCUGAGGAUCCACACAGGGGAACGGCCCUACGAGUGUGGGGAGUGUGGGAAGAGCUUCAGGAGGAGCUCCAACCUGAUCCUGCACCAGAGGACCCACACUGGGGAACGGCCCUACGAGUGUGGGGAGUGUGGGAAGAGCUUCAGUCAGAGCUCCCACCUGAUCAAUCACCAGAGGACCCACACUGGGGAACGGCCCUACGAGUGUGGGGAGUGUGGGAAGAGCUUCAGUCAGAGCUCCCACCUGAUCAGGCACCAGAGGACCCACACUGGGGAACGGCCCUACGAGUGUGAUCAGUGCAGGAAGAGGUUUCAGACCAGCUCCAAUCUCCUCCAGCACCAGCGCACUCACACAGAGGAGAGGCCCUUCCGCUGCCCCGACUGCGGGCAGGGCUUCAGGCACAACUCCCAUCUUGUCAUGCACCGACGCAUCCACACUGGGGAGAGGCCCCACGAGUGUGGGGAAUGUGGGAAGAGCUUCAGCCGGAGCUCCACCCUGAUCCUGCAUCAGAGGACCCACACUGGGGAGAGGCCCUACGAGUGCGUGGAGUGUGGGGAAAGCUUCAGCCAUCAUUCCACCCUGACGCGCCACCAAAAGAUCCACACUGGGGAGAGGCCCUAUGAGUGUGAUAAAUGCAGGAAGAGGUUUCGGAUCAGCUCACAUCUCUUCCUGCACUAUCAGAUUCACAGAGAGGAGAGGCCCUUCCAGUGCCCUGACUGUGGGAAGGGAUUCAAGCACAACUCCACCCUCAUCAACCACCAGCGCAUCCACACAGGGGAGAGGCCCUAUGAGUGUGAGGAGUGUGGGAAGAGCUUCUCACACAGCUCUACCUUGACCCGACACCAACGCAGGCACCGGUAAGGGAAGCCCUGCGAGUGCUCCGAGUGCGGGAGGAGCUUGUGCGCUGCUCCAGCUCCAUCCCCCACUGGAGAUCCCUCAUUGGGUAGAGCCCUGGUGACCCACAUUCCCUGUGAUCCUUGCUGGGAACACUCCUGGCUCCUUCUCCUUUUGGUUUGGUGUUAUUUUUCCUCUGCUCCAUCUUCAUCCCUUAAAAAAAGCCCAAACAGGUUUAAAUGAAGGAAAUUGAUCAAAUAUAUCUGAAGUCCCACCAUUUCACUGGUAGUUGAUGCAGAAUUUACCAUUUGGGGACACAUUCUGUGUGUAGUGCCCCUGUUGCUAAGAGGCAGGAAUUUGAUGUCACCCUUCUAGUGUUUCUAAGAACUCCUCCCCUGACCCAAACCCCAACUCCAGCCCUGGGAUACCCUAUUAAAACCCCAUGGCCCUGCCUUUGCCCUGUCUUUUUGGGGUCAGAAAUGGAUUCUGGAGCUCUCCGAAACCAGGACCCAUCUCGUUUGUUCCUGGCACUGGCAGCUGCAGCCUCCCUGGGCACCAUGAACUCUGGAGAAUGGGGGCAGCCAGUGAGGACAGGUCCUGGACUUCAAGAUAAGUGUGUGUUGUGUUUGCCAUCUGUCAGAGGUGGGGCAGUUAUCUUCUGUGCAUUGGGCAGUUUAUCUCUUUCACAGCCAACCCUUCUUGCAGGACAUAUCUUCUGUUAAUGGGUCAAUAAUUAUUAAUUAUCUGCUGUUAAUGGGCCAUUGAGUUUCACUGCAUGGCUGAUAAAAUGACAUCAUCCCACUGGGAGAUGCUCCGCCCAGGGGAAGAAGCCAGGCAUUGCUACCUAGGUAGAAUCUCAGGUUUGGAACCCCAGAAGCAGCCUUUUCCCACUGGAUUCCCAGAGGAUCAGCCCUUUUCCCUCUGGAUUCCCAGAGGAUUCUGACUCUGUCACUGUUUUCUUUUAAAUUUGUACUAUUGCAUUUGUA